CCCACUCCCGGGCGCGGCCACCGCCCCUCGCCGCCGCGGGCCCCGCCGCGGGCAUGCGACAGGAGUAGCCCGCGCGCUUCGGAAGCACCGGAGGAGCCCCUUCGGCCUGGUCGCGCCAAGAGGACGGGGGUUAAAAUGAAUGAAGACCUGAAGGUCAAUUUAAGCGGGCUGCCUCGGGAUUAUUUAGAUGCUGGCGCUGCGGAGAACGUCUCGGCUGCCGUCUCCUCCCAGGUUCCUGUUGUCGAGCCGGAGCCAGAGCUGGUUGUCAACCCUUGGGACAUUGUCUUGUGUACCUCAGGAACCCUCAUCUCCUGUGAAAAUGCCAUUGUGGUCCUUAUCAUCUUCCAUAACCCCAGCCUGCGAGCACCCAUGUUCCUGCUCAUAGGCAGCCUGGCUCUGGCAGACUUACUGGCCGGCGUGGGACUCAUCGUCAAUUUUGUUUUUGCCUACCUGCUUCAGUCAGAAGCCACCAAGCUGGUCACAAUCGGGCUCAUUGUCGCCUCUUUCUCUGCCUCUGUCUGCAGCUUGCUGGCUAUCACUGUUGACCGCUACCUUUCCCUGUAUUACGCGCUGACGUACCACUCGGAGAGGACGGUCACGUUCACCUAUGUCAUGCUCGUCAUGCUCUGGGGGGCCUCCAUCUGCCUGGGACUGCUGCCCGUCCUGGGCUGGAACUGCCUCCGAGACGAGUCCACCUGCAGCGUGGUCAGACCUCUCACCAAGAACAACGCGGCCAUCCUCUCCGUCUCCUUCCUCUUCACGUUUGCGCUCAUGCUUCAGCUCUACAUCCAGAUCUGCAAGAUCGUGAUGCGGCACGCCCAUCAGAUCGCCCUGCAGCAUCACUUCCUGGCCACCUCCCACUACGUGACCACCCGGAAAGGCGUCUCCACCCUGGCCAUCAUUCUGGGGACCUUUGCUGCUUGCUGGAUGCCUUUCACGCUCUACUCCUUGAUCGCUGAUUACACCUACCCCUCCAUGUACACCUAUGCCACCCUCCUGCCGGCCACCUACAACUCCAUCAUCAACCCUGUCAUAUAUGCUUUCAGAAACCAAGAGAUCCAGAAAGCCCUCUGUCUCAUUUGCUGCGGCUGCAUCCCGUCCAGUCUCUCCCAGAGAGCGCGGUCCCCCAGCGACGUGUAGCAGCCUCCCCCUUAGGGGACACACGGCGCACUAAAUUCUGCAUUUACCAAGCACUUUCACUGCCCGGCCCAGUGGUUGAGAUGCUGUCCUUAACUCCUUUUGACCGGAUUUUUCUCUCCAGCCGCAGGAGCACCCAGCAUUUCUGAAGCAUUCAUUUAGAUGAGUUAAGUGAUCGAAGUGGAAAUAAUGUUGCCAGUGUCUUCGCCCUUUAAAAAAUAAAUAAAUAAAAUAAAUGAUUAUUUUGUUUUGUUGAGAGGCAGGGAUUUUUGUUUUCUGUUGUAUUUGGAGGAUUGGUAGCGGGUGGGAAAGAAAGUGUAUGCUGUGGCCAUGAUGUUAUCAAAAGUAAACUGGUCCUGGAGUGUUUACUUGGACUCUACAAUAAAAUUGAAUUAUUGCGAUCAAUGGAGGAGCAGUGACUUUUUCCAGAUUUUUUUUUUUUUAACGUCAAGGUAGAUUUUCAACGCUGCAUGUAUCUAACUGAAGAUGAUCUCUUUCGAGCCAAUACAAAUAGUUCACAUGAUUCUGUUUGGAAGAGACCCGGUUUUAUUAACGUGAACUCAGUGAUAAGUGACCAACACGGAAACCGUGUACCCAUUCUUGUUCAUUCUUUCUUUACUUGGAACAAUUACUGUUCACAAGAAUUACUUUGGUAUUUCUGUAAAUGUUGUGACUUUCUGCAAGGUUGCCUGUGUUAGCUAGACCACUAGUUUCAAAUGUUGCCGUGUAAAUCCAGAAUCAAAUGAGUCCGCUUUCAAUAUAGGUUUUCCAUGUGUCUCUAAAACGAAUUCUGAAAAUUGUCUUGAUUUGCAUAUGAAGUGGGAUUGAUUAGACCGGCCAUUGUAGUUUCUUAAACCACAGUCUGAUUGUUUUCAGGGAACAAAAGAAAAAAUUUAGUAACAUCUAUUAAAAGUAGGUUACGUUUAUUGGAGAAUAUUCUGAAAAAUAAAGCAAUGGGAAGCUGUCGCGAAAUAUGAAAACAUCACGUUUCCUAUCUCUCUAUAUCUAAGAAUGUAUUAAUAGUUAGUCCUGAUUGAGACGAAUAGAAUUAAAUCUUGUAGAUCAAAUAUUUCCGGUUCAUACUGUCUGUGGUACAAAGUGCAUUUGAAACAGGUGGUCUCCUAUUUUAACGAUUAAGUUGGCGAGUGUGUAUAAACCACGCGUAUCUGACGGUGAUAUCUGUAAGCUACCCUCUGUAAGUUCAUCAGCGGAGUGACCAUGUGGCUGUUCGUGAGAAGCUAACUUUGAAUUCCUUUUCCUUCUUUUCACCAAAAAAACAACUUAAACGCAAUAAAAACUGCAUUGCCUGUUCCCAGAGAGCAAAGAUUUUUGUCAAGAAAUAACACAGAAGACUCGGUUUUAAGCACAUUGCAAAAUCGUUGUCUGAGCGCCAUUUCCUUUAGUCAGACAGAUGUUUUAGACACACAUACCUUCCCUCCAUUUGCCGUGGAUUCGUAGUGGUGCCUGUACAAUCGACGAAAGGUUUCGGGACGGGAUGUCAACUAAGCCCAUUCGGAUGGCGGCAAGACCAGUAUUUCAGGGUCCAAGGGGGAAUCACUGGUAAUAAAUUCACCUCAUCGGUUUGUCCCAAACGUUAUGCCCGUGGUGGUCUCGGGGCCGUUCUGUCAGCCUGCAUACUGAUGUCCCUCUCGCCUUCGUAUGUAGCACAAGGGUGAAUCAAUCCCAUACUCGAAUCUGGGUCUCCUCCCCUAGGUUACUUGCGGAAGCGGGAGAGUGAAAUAUUUCAGAAGUGGGAUUUUUAAUCCCUGUCACCAUAUGACCAAUCUAAUCAACGUGAUGCCUUUAAAAAAUUCCUUUUGAACGUUUGAUGGAGUUGGUGGAUGGGACGUGAUGGGUCUGUUCAUUUUUUAAUGACGGAAAACUAGACAGCGUCCCUUUGUGAGAAAUGACUAAGGUGAGUUGGUUUUGACAUGUGCGGGCAAAGACUCAUAAUGAGGUUUAAAGCAAUAAAUGCUGCCUUUGUAGAAACGGUGGUCCACUUGGAUAUCUCUAAUAGUAGGAAUUUUAGCGAUAAUGACCGUGCUGUUUCUCUCUGCACGUUCUGUGCCAGGCUCCCCGCCGGAUGCUGUACCUGCUUUGUUGCUGGAUUCACUAAAAUACACUUACAGGUAAGAAAAUUAAGGUGAAGAGAAGCUAACCAAUUUCUCUGAGGUCACAGAGCUCCAGGGUAGAGCCAGGUUUUUCCCAAAGCCAAUGCCUGACCCCUUCCCUGCACCAGGCUGCCUGUGAUCCCUCGCUGGGCAUGAGAGCUGAGCGAAAUGAUUGAGGACAUGUUACUGUCACUAAGUUUUACUUCUACAAUUAAGACAAAGCCUCCUGUUUAAA
Messenger RNA from Acinonyx jubatus (cheetah), 3483 nucleotides. RefSeq names its product G protein-coupled receptor 12 (gene GPR12). Gene Ontology annotation, cellular component: membrane. Lineage: Eukaryota; Metazoa; Chordata; Mammalia; Carnivora; Felidae. Bases 136 to 1140 code for a protein of 334 amino acids. Gene Ontology annotation, biological process: G protein-coupled receptor signaling pathway. Gene Ontology annotation, molecular function: G protein-coupled receptor activity. The record is from RefSeq and is a predicted model, not a curated record. The transcript has 2 exons.